Molecule: messenger RNA, 989 nt
Organism: Lotus japonicus
Lineage: Eukaryota; Viridiplantae; Streptophyta; Magnoliopsida; Fabales; Fabaceae
Product: non-specific lipid transfer protein GPI-anchored 12-like
Exons: 4
Coding region: 220-822 (200 amino acids)
Source: RefSeq, a predicted model, not a curated record
CCCAAGAGAGAGAAAGAGAAAUUGCACAUUGAGUUAGUUAGAUGUUAAAGUUCAUUAAAUUCAGCCACCAAAAGUUAGAAAACCACUCUUUCUAUAUCAACACCUACUAUUUAAUUUCAACUUACCUAUUUGUUCACACUUUACCUUGAAAUUUGAAUCCUUGAUCUGCAGCAUAUAAAUCACAUAGCUAAGAGUAUCAAAACAGAUCAAAACAACCAAAUGGCCACCAUCACCACCACCACCACCAGAGUGGUUGCAUUUGCUGCAUUAGUCCUUGCACUGGCAUGUCAUGGCAUGAGUGCUCAAUCUCUGGCACCGGAAUCCGCUUCAGCACCGUCUCCGGCAGGCGUUGACUGCUUCACAGCACUGACAAAUGUGUCAGAUUGCUUGACAUUUGUGGAAGCUGGGAGCAAUCUGACAAAACCAGACAAAGGGUGCUGCCCUGAGUUUGCAGGGUUGAUAGAAAGCAAUCCUAUCUGCUUGUGUCAGCUGCUGGGAAAGCCUGAUUUUGUUGGCAUCAAGAUUAAUCUGAACAAAGCUAUCAAGCUUCCUUCAGUUUGUGGUGUGGAUACACCCCCUGUUAGCACCUGCUCUGUUAUUGGAGUCCCUGUGUCCUUGCCUCCAUCAAGUGAAGGUUUGGCACCAGGAGGAUCAGCAACCAGUCCUUCAAAUGCACCUUCUUCCGGUGGUCCAAGCCCUUCUUCUGAUGAAGCUGCUGUCGGUACUUCUGGAAACAAAAAUGGAGCUUCAGGCAUUCAAGCAUUUUCCCUGCCGACUUUCAUUUUCGCCCUUUCCACUCUUUUUGUCUCCACAUUCUUCUGAUUUUAUACACAUCUCUCCAUGUCAUUAAUUAAUUUCAUAAAUCUUUCAUUUAUCUGCAUGUUGAAAGCUGCUUUGACUGUGAAGCCUUUGUUGUAAUUUGAUGCAAUCUUCCAUUUGUUAGUACCAUCAUUAUUAUUAUUAUUGAAUCACACACUUCAAUUAGGACC